Messenger RNA from Melampsora larici-populina 98AG31, 3054 nucleotides. RefSeq lists its product as uncharacterized. The coding region runs from base 1 to 3054 and encodes 1017 amino acids. Gene Ontology annotation, molecular function: protein binding. The record is from RefSeq and is a predicted model, not a curated record. The transcript is spliced from 7 exons. Lineage: Eukaryota; Fungi; Basidiomycota; Pucciniomycetes; Pucciniales; Melampsoraceae.
AUGGACCCGGAGGAUGUACUUGAUUUUGGUGAAGAAGACGUUCCUCAUAUCCUUACAAAUUUCUCAAAACUCUAUAGUACACGCUCCGGCCGUUCAAAUAGGUCUCCACUUCACGCCCAACGGUCACAUAGUAAAGCUCCACAACAUCAAUCGGAGAGACGACAUGAAACUUCAAAGCCUUCUACUCUGUCGGCUUCUACAUCAAAACCCAUCACUGGAGCGAGUGCUUCAACCCAAAAUCCUCCGCCAGGUGAAAGAGCAUCUUACAUGCCUCCUGAUCGCCCUCAAGCAAUGGCCUCGGCUGCCCGCUAUGCAGAUGCGGCUCAGGCCCACGCCUCCUCAAAAAUCGAGUCUCGCCGCUCCCUUACAAGCUCUUCCAAUCGGUCGCUCUCUCAACGCCAACCCGAUCCAACAUCGUCUCGCAAUCCCCCAAGUAACUCUUUUGAAGCCUCGACCUCUAAUCAAGAUGCUGUGAAUCGUGAAAAAGGUGUGGCUGAAGCCGAUCAAUCGACUCCCGCCUUGCCUAAUGGCUGGAUGUCCCGUCUCUCCAAGCAAGGUAAAGUCUAUUACGUCAAUGCAAUCACUCGUACAAGCCAGUGGACUCUACCAACCGAGGCUGCUUCUGGUGUUCCUCCGCCCACAAGGCCAGCCACUACAGAAUUGCCAACGAUGCCCGCGGCGGACCGUCAGCAAAACCUUAACGGUGAUAAACGCACUACAUCGAAUACUGUCGAGCGCCGUAAUCCCAAACACAGUAACUUGAUCGCCGUUGAUUUUGCACAAAACGCACAACACAAAUCAAAUCAAUCGCCUAAUGUGGAUGCUGCUAUGAUGGCGCAAUCGAGAACAUCCCCCAAGGUUGACAAGUCUGACUUGCGUACUGCCGAAGUUUCAGCACCUUCAAAGAGUUCCGCUCGACGGGCUGAGUAUGUAAGGCCUACUGCGCCAGACGAUGUGCGAUAUCUUCAAGAGAAUGAACGACGAACUUCGACUGCUGAUGCUGAUAUCAAAGUGAUGAGAACGGAUACGUCGCGACGCAUGAAUGAUGACUACGCCGAUAAGGAACGCGAGAUCAUCAAACCCGACCGUCGGCCCGAAGGCGAUAGUAUGUCGUACCGCCCGCGCGAUCGUGCCUUUGACGAUGUCAAAAACUCUGCGUCUGGCUCCUUCCAUCGCGAGCCUCCGCCGCACCAAGAAGAUCGUAUCGUGGACGGAUCUCGGCGGAUCUCGGCGUCGCGCUAUCCACCUGAAGAUCCUUACCGGUCUCGCGAACCAGUCCGACCCAGAUCAAGCCGAACGAGAUCUUUGACACCGCCUCCUCGGAGAGCAGCGUCCCCAACUUAUGAGGAUUCUCGUGAUCGCAAGUACAGAGAGGCUCCGUAUGUAUCUACAAAAGAUGCUGUACCUGUCGGUCCCCGAGCGUAUGUUGAGAACCGUAUGGCUUCGCGUUCAGCUCAUCCUGAGCCAACGUGGCAAUAUGGUAGCGCGAGGUAUGAGCCUCCUCGCUCGGCGCCUAUAAGAGCCGAGGAUACUGCUUCGCCGAGGUAUCACGAAUCUCGAGGCCCUCCCCAUCCUCCUCGUGAACCAGGUAUCAGACCAAAUUCAUACAUUUUCGCAUCCGUCAGCCAUCAUCUCAUCACCGCGUUACUGAUGUGUUUCAUGCGGAUCCCGUCCCAUAACGCUGUGGAAGUAGUCAGGCCAAGCCGUAAUUAUCAUUCGCCGCCACCGCCAUCUCGCUACCAUGAUAUCCACCCAGAUCCGCGUGACUAUCAAAGAGACUCUUAUCAUCGUCGUCGCUCGUCUCGAAGUGUAUCUCCCCGCGGCGCGGCUACUAGAGACGCGACAUAUGUAAGUCAUCGGCAUGCUGAUGAGCGGGUGGAACCGCCACCAGGCGAUGCCUACUCAGCCCGCUAUCCCCACGAUCGUAAUCCCCGCGACCGUAACGUGUAUCCGGCACGAUAUCCAGAUGAUCGAUUGGAGCGAGGUGACCGUUUAGAGCGGGCGGAGCGCAUCGAGCGUGCGGAGCGCCUCGAGCGUGCGGAGCGCCUCGAGCGUGCAGAGCGUUUGGAGCGUUUGGAGCGUAUGGAACGCGCGGAGCGUAUUGCCCGUUUGGAAACUGAAGAAAUACCUCAUCGCGGGGAAAGGAAUCUGAAAGAGGGACAGUCGCCGCCCAAGGGACCUGCCAACGGCCCCGAUCGUGGGGUUCCCUCCAGGGUUGAAGCCAAUGACCCAGAGGUGAAUCAGCGGUCCACCAAGAGGGCGAUCUCCAGUGGACUAGCACAGCCAGUUUCUGCGAUAGGUCCUUCUGCGGGCUCAGAGGUACCGAGGAACAGAAAGAGGGGGGCCAGUGCUUCACCUACGCCUGACGAAGCGUCCUUGCCCAUCGUGAACUCAGAUAUUCAUCACUCGGAGCCUCCAACGCCCACGGUAAACAAGUCGUCAACAUCGCUAGCAUCUCGACUCGGACCAGUAGUUGUCGACGCGGCUCUUCCAGCUCAACCAUCAGCUUCGAAAAGAAAGAAGACAAAUGCCAGUGAGGCGAUUGCAGCCGAAAAUUCCGUGACGGUAAAACCUGUUGAUCGCAGAGCAUCUGAAAAUCGAGAAGCUAGUCGCCCACAAACCAAACAAGCAUCCGGGUCCCCUCCAGGACCGAAAUCUCCUGAAAUCCUCGGUCGUAUCCAUCCUAUUGGUCCGGAAGGCAAAAACGGAGCCACCAAUCUCGUUUCUAAAUCUCUGAACAAGCCUAGCGUGCCCGACGAAGAAAGGUCAAUCAGUCUUCGAGGGCGAGCCUCAAGAGUAUCAGAACCUUCAAGGACAGUUGAUGAACAGAUGCGCCCGUUCAUGGCUAUCUUUGAUGAACCUCAGACCACAGCGGCACAAGGCUCAUUGCGCGACCGAAUACAAGAUAUGAACUCUUUGAAUCCAAGGUCACCGGUCAUACCGACAGGCCCUGUUGCCAAGAACAAUAAUCAUAAUAGUUUGGCUGCUCGCGUGAAACCAGCUCCUGUUGCGGGACGAGGUGUUUCAGUAAGCUCCUCCAAGAUUGCAAAAUAG